AGAACCAGACUUCAACCCAUUUAAUAGCUCGCUGUGCAUUUGAGUCGACAGCAGCUCUGAAAAGCUGCUAGCCAUUAUGAGGGCGCUACUUUUGAGCGUUUGCCUAUUCACACUCAUCUAUGCAGACGAGAUACAAACGAAAGGUAAAAGUGCAGAAACGCUUAUUACUGGUGAUGUUCUCCCGGAAAGCGGGGCGUUGAUGGACGCUUCAUCAGCCAAAAAUGUUAGGCCUGAGCCGAAUAAGGAAGACAACAGCCAAUUUACCGACGAUCGAGUUCAGGUUCCAGACGAUCAAACUCAGGAUCCCAGCGAUCAAAAUCAGGAUCCCAGCGAUCAAGAUGAGGACACUGGCGAUCAAGUUCAGGACCCCAACGAUCAAGAUGAGGACACGGGCGAUCAAGAUGAGGACACUGGCGAUCAAGUUCAGGACCCAAACGAUCAAGAUCAGGACCCCGAAGACCCCAACGAUCAAGAUCAGAACCCCAAAGACCCCAACGAUCAAGAUCAGGAUCCCAAAGACCCCAACGAUCAAGAUCAGGACCCCAAAGACCCCAACGAUCAAGAUCAGGACCCCAAAGACCCCAACGAUCAAGAUCAGGAUCCCAAAGACCCCAACGAUCAAGAUCAGGACCCCAAAGACCCCAACGAUCAAGAUUCUGACGAUCAGGAAGACCAGGAACCCGAUAAUGAGAAAGAGAGGGAUGUGAUGUCUCUUCCCGCGGAAGAAGACACUGCUGUAUCUGAAGCCGAGAAAAUACAAGCUUCAAAAAAGGCAAUCUGCCCUCGAUACAAUCCACGCAACCAGCGAUGCUGCGGCAAUAGAUACGUCUACAACUUCAGGACCCACAAGUGCUGCCAUGGGCGCGUCAUUCCCAUUAAGCUGCCGUGUAAACGUCGCUGUGGAAAACUUUGGUACAACCCUUAUCAUCAACGCUGCUGCGCCAAAAGAUACGUCUACAACUUCAGGACCCACAAGUGCUGCCAUGGGCGCGUCAUUCCCAUUAAGCUGCCGUGUAAACGUCGCUGUGGAAAACUUUGGUACAACCCUUAUCAUCAACGCUGCUGCGCCAAAAGAUACGUCUACAACUUCAGGACCCACAAGUGCUGCCAUGGGCGCGUCAUUCCCAUUAAGCUGCCGUGUAAACGUCGCUGUGGAAAACUUUGGUACAACCCUUAUCAUCAACGCUGCUGCGCCAACAGAUACGUCUACAACUUCAGGACCCACAAGUGUUGCUAUGGGCGCGUCAUUCCCAUUAAGCUGCCGUGUAAACGUCGCUGUGGAAAACUUUGGUACAACCCUUAUCAUCAACGAUGCUGCGCCAACCGAUACGUCUACAACUUCAGGACCCACAAGUGCUGCAAUCGGCGCGUCAUUCCCAUUAAGCUGCCGUGUAAACGUCGCUGUGGAAAACUUUGGUACAACCCUUAUCAUCAACGAUGCUGCGCCAACCGAUACGUCUACAACUUCAGGACCCACAAGUGCUGCCAUGGGCGCGUCAUUCCCAUUAAGCUGCCGUGUAAACGUCGCUGUGGAAAACUUUGGUACAACCCUUAUCAUCAACGCUGCUGCGCCAACAGAUACGUCUACAACUUCAGGACCCACAAGUGCUGCCAUGGGCGCGUCAUUCCCAUUAAGCUGCCGUGUAAACGUCGCUGUGGAAAACUUUGGUACAACCCUUAUCAUCAACGCUGCUGCGCCAACAGAUACGUCUACAACUUCAGGACCCACAAGUGCUGCUAUGGGCGCGUCAUUCCUAUUAAGAUGCUGUGUAAACAUCGCUGUGGAAAACUUUGGUACAACCCUCGCUUUAAGCGAUGCUGCGCCAAUAGAUACGUCUACAACUUCAGGACCCACAAGUGCUGCUAUAAUGGUGUCACUCCCAUAAGGCUACCAUGUAAACGUCCCUGUGGAAGACUUUGGUACAACCCUUAUCAUCAACGCUGCUGCGCCAACAGAUACGUCUACAACUUCAGGACCCACAAGUGCUGCCAUGGGCGCGUCAUUCCCAUUAAGCUGCCGUGUAAACGUCGCUGUGGAAAACUUUGGUACAACCCUUAUCAUCAACGCUGCUGCGCCAACAGAUACGUCUACAACUUCAGGACCCACAAGUGCUGCCAUGUGCGCGUCAUUCCCAUUAAGCUGCCGUGUAAACGUCGCUGUGGAAAACUUUGGUACAACCCUUAUCAUCAACGCUGCUGCGCCAACAGAUACGUCUACAACUUCAGGACCCACAAGUGCUGCCAUGGGCGCGUCAUUCCCAUUAAGCUGCCGUGUAAACGUCGCUGUGGAAAACUUUGGUACAACCCUUAUCAUCAACGCUGCUGCGCCGGCCGAUACGUCUACAAUUUCAGGACCCACAAGUGCUGCCAUGGGCGCGUCAUUCCCAUUAAGCUGCCGUGUAAACGUCGCUGUGGAAAACUUUGGUACAACCCUUAUCAUCAACGCUGCUGCGCCAACAGAUACGUCUACAACUUCAGGACCCACAAGUGCUGCUAUGGGCGCGUCAUUCCCAUUAAGCUGCCGUGUAAACGUCGCUGUGGAAGACUUUGGUACAACCCUUAUCAUCAACGCUGCUGCGCCGGCCGAUACGUCUACAACUUCAGGACCCACAAGUGCUGCCAUGUGCGCGUCAUUCCCAUUAAGCUGCCGUGUAAACGUCGCUGUGGAAAACUUUGGUACAACCCUUAUCAUCAACGCUGCUGCGCCAACAGAUACGUCUACAACUUCAGGACCCACAAGUGCUGCUAUGGGCGCGUCAUUCCUAUUAAGAUGCUGUGUAAACAUCGCUGUGGAAAACUUUGGUACAACCCUUAUCAUCAACGCUGCUGCGCCAGCCGAUACGUCUACAACUUCAGGACCCACAAGUGCUGCCAUGGGCGCGUCAUUCCCAUUAAGCUGCCGUGUAAACGUCGCUGUGGAAAACUUUGGUACAACCCUUAUCAUCAACGCUGCUGCGCCAACAGAUACGUCUACAACUUCAGGACCCACAAGUGCUGCUAUGGGCGCGUCAUUCCUAUUAAGAUGCUGUGUAAACAUCGCUGUGGAAAACUUUGGUACAACCCUCGCUUUAAGCGAUGCUGCGCCAAUAGAUACGUCUACAACUUCAGGACCCACAAGUGCUGCUAUAAUGGUGUCACUCCCAUAAGGCUACCAUGUAAACGUCCCUGUGGAAGACUUUGGUACAACCCUUAUCAUCAACGAUGCUGCGCCAACAGAUACGUCUACAACUUCAGGACCCACAAGUGCUGCUAUGGGCGCGUCAUUCCCAUUAAGCUGCCGUGUAAACGUCGCUGUGGAAAACUUUGGUACAACCCUUAUCAUCAACGCUGCUGCGCCAACAGAUACGUCUACAACUUCAGGACCCACAAGUGCUGCCAUGGGCGCGUCAUUCCCAUUAAGCUGCCGUGUAAACGUCGCUGUGGAAAACUUUGGUACAACCCUUAUCAUCAACGCUGCUGCGCCAACAGAUACGUCUACAACUUCAGGACCCACAAGUGCUGCCAUGGGCGCGUCAUUCCCAUUAAGCUGCCGUGUAAACGUCGCUGUGGAAAACUUUGGUACAACCCUUAUCAUCAACGCUGCUGCGCCAACAGAUACGUCUACAACUUCAGGACCCACAAGUGCUGCCAUGGGCGCGUCAUUCCCAUUAAGCUGCCGUGUAAACGUCGCUGUGGAAAACUUUGGUACAACCCUUAUCAUCAACGAUGCUGCGCCAACAGAUACGUCUACAACUUCAGGACCCACAAGUGCUGCUAUGGGCGCGUCAUUCCCAUUAAGCUGCCGUGUAAACGUCGCUGUGGAAAACUUUGGUACAACCCUUAUCAUCAACGAUGCUGCGCCAACAGAUACGUCUACAACUCCAGGACCCACAAGUGCUGCCAUGGGCGCGUCAUUCCCAUUAAGCUGCCGUGUAAACGUCGCUGUGGAAAACUUUGGUACAACCCUUAUCAUCAACGCUGCUGCGCCAACAGAUACGUCUACAACUUCAGGACCCACAAGUGUUGCUAUGGGCACGUCAUUCUUAUUAAGCUGAUGUGUAAACAUCGCCGUGGAUAAAGUGCUGCCGUGGGCGCUUGAUCCGAAGAGGUAGACGUUGUUGAUGUCUGCAGUUUUUAUGAAGAAUAUCAUGCAUGGAAAAAUAAAAAAGACCGAAUAGUGGACAUGAACCAAACCGACUAAUGGACAGGAUUUCUUUUUACUUUUAGUUUGUUAAUUUUUGAAUAAUUUAAAAUGUGUUUUUUGUCUUGAUUGUCAACAUUCAACGCAUCUGUUACUUGUGUUGAGCUCCCGUUUUUGUGAGCAAAAGAGCCCCCCUCCUCCUCCUGCACACCCCCUCACACACACACGCACGCACGCACGCACACACACACCACACACACACACGGACACACACGCACACACGCACGCACGCACACACACACAAACACAUAUUCUAGAGCACACUUGUAGAAUAAAGAACAAACAUAUGUGAACAUAGAGGCAGACGAGACACACAAGGGAACAUCACAUAGAAUGAGAAACAGACGGAGAAACUCACACAAACAGAUCUUGUAAACGUUCAGGUUGUAACAGCAAAAAAGUAAAAACCGGUACCUCCCCCAGCCAAGAGUGGUCAGAGUGGCCAUAGUUGGUCUAACCCAAAAAUUAGUGGUGACACUUGGUGACAAACUUUCUCACUUUCUCAUAGAAACUUCGAGUAUUAUAAUAUAACUUUAUAGAGGACCUAAACAACACUCUUAGAACAAAAAAAUGUUUGUUAAAAAAAUAUUUUGUUGUUUACAUUAGGUUUUCAGGUUGGACUAGUUUUCUAUACCUAUUGUUACCGUAACUUUAAAAAGGAAAAAUGAUUUAUAAAAAAAGCUAAACCAAAAA
Messenger RNA from Nematostella vectensis (starlet sea anemone), 4873 nucleotides. RefSeq lists its product as uncharacterized. Bases 77 to 4057 code for a protein of 1326 amino acids. Lineage: Eukaryota; Metazoa; Cnidaria; Anthozoa; Actiniaria; Edwardsiidae. The record is from RefSeq and is a predicted model, not a curated record. The transcript is spliced from 4 exons.